AUGGGUCAAGAAAACGCCGUUUACCUCGCCAAGCUCGCUGAGCAGGCCGAGCGCUAUGAAGAGAUGGUUGAGAACAUGAAGGACGUCGCUUCCGCCGAUGUUGAGCUCACCGUUGAGGAGCGUAAUCUCCUGUCUGUUGCCUACAAGAACGUCAUUGGUGCCCGCCGUGCGUCUUGGAGAAUCGUCACCUCCAUCGAGCAGAAGGAGGAGUCCAAGGGCAACGAGUCCCAGGUUGCUUUGAUCAAGGAGUACCGCCAGAAGAUCGAGGCCGAGCUUGCCAAGAUCUGUGACGACAUUCUUGAGGUCCUCGACAACCACCUUAUCAAGUCCGCCGAGAGCGGCGAGUCUAAGGUCUUCUACCACAAGAUGAAGGGUGACUACCACCGUUACCUCGCUGAGUUCGCCAUUGGCGACCGUCGCAAGGGUGCCGCCGACAACUCCCUGGAGGCCUACAAGGCCGCCACUGAGAUUGCCGGAACUGACCUUGCCCCUACCCACCCCAUCCGUCUCGGCUUGGCCCUUAACUUCUCGGUCUUCUACUACGAAAUCCUGAACUCCCCCGACCAGGCCUGCCACCUCGCCAAGUUGGCCUUCGAUGAUGCCAUUGCCGAGCUCGACACCCUGAGCGAGGAGAGCUACAAGGACUCCACUCUCAUCAUGCAGCUCCUCCGUGACAACCUCACUCUCUGGACCUCUUCCGAGGCUGAGGGCUCCACUGAUGCUCCCGCCGAGAAGAAGGCUGAGGAGGCCCCCGCUGCUGAGGGUGAGAAGCCUGCCGAGUAA
This is a messenger RNA of Penicillium pulvis, 783 nucleotides long. It is a transcript of the gene artA, whose product is annotated as 14-3-3 adaptor artA. Gene Ontology annotation, biological process: signal transduction. The record is from RefSeq and is a predicted model, not a curated record. The transcript is spliced from 4 exons. Lineage: Eukaryota; Fungi; Ascomycota; Eurotiomycetes; Eurotiales; Aspergillaceae. Gene Ontology annotation, cellular component: cytoplasm. Bases 1 to 783 code for a protein of 260 amino acids.